Gadus chalcogrammus (walleye pollock) is the source of this 3771-nucleotide messenger RNA. It is a transcript of the gene sema4ab, whose product is annotated as sema domain, immunoglobulin domain (Ig), transmembrane domain (TM) and short cytoplasmic domain, (semaphorin) 4Ab. The record is from RefSeq and is a predicted model, not a curated record. Gene Ontology annotation, biological process: axon guidance; negative regulation of axon extension involved in axon guidance; negative chemotaxis. Bases 333 to 2846 code for a protein of 837 amino acids. Gene Ontology annotation, molecular function: semaphorin receptor binding; chemorepellent activity. NCBI's taxonomy places the organism in Eukaryota, Metazoa, Chordata, Actinopteri, Gadiformes, Gadidae. The transcript has 15 exons.
UAGGGGUCGACAACUGUUGCUGGCGAGAGGAAGCACGGACCUCUUGUUUUUGUUCUUGGAAACCGUCAAGGAGAAACGUUAAAAGUGCUUUUCCGUUAUCUUCCGCUAUUUCAUAGCUUUGCUGAUGAUAAUAGCAUAUUAGGCGCCAUCGAAACGCUUCUAAACAAUGAGCCGUCCGAGUGAAAGACAAAGUGCUGAGAGUCAUGUAAAGGAUUGACAUGCUGCAGAUUCUGUGCUCUCAUGCUUCGAUAAACAGCACGAUACAAUGACUGACAGGGGGCUUUUACUGUGGCUGGAUCCUCACCUGUUUUGAGGCUGUGCAUCUCUUGGGAAUGGCACAACAGGGCAUAGCGUGGCUCCCCAUGGUGUUGUGGGCUGUGUUGGUUCCGUGUUCUGCAUGGCUGACUCCACGCAUCUCCUUUCCACAAGGUUCCCCCGGGAGGCCUCUGGUCCGCUUCCACAGGCCAGACGUGGGCAACACCACGCUGCUGCUGCUCAGCGAGGACGGGGACACGCUGUUUGUUGGGGCGCGUGAUGCCGUGCUGUCCCUGGAUGUGAGCCAGGAGGGGGCCAUGGGGAUUAGGAGUCAGCUGGACUGGUCUCCAUCAGAAAAUGACCUUCAGCAAUGUUCAAUGAAAGGCAAGGAAAUGAUGGAUUGUCCAAACUUCAUACGUGUGCUGCAGUUUCUGAACACCACGCACAUGUACGCCUGUGGGACGUACGCCUUCAGCCCGCGUUGCACCUACAUGCUCACCGAGAACCUGACGAUGACGAGCCAGAGCAGCAAGCCAGAGGAAGGCCGGGGUCGCUGCCCCUACGACCCCUACCAGCGCAACACCGCCAUCACCGUCGAUGGAGAGCUGUACACGGCCACGGUUGCGGACUACAGGGGCAACCGGCCAGUCAUCUCCAGACACCUCAGUCCCGUGGACCUCAAGCUGGACGACACGCUGGGCUGGCUGGAGGAUCCCACUUUUGUCAGCUCCAGCUUCAUUCCCAGCGAGGAGAAAAUCUACUUCUUCUUCAGCGAAGUGGGCAGAGAGUACGACUUCAUCGACAAAUUCAUCGUUUCCCGUGUGGCUCAGAUCUGCACGAGCGAUGUGGGUGGCCAAAGGACCUUGCAGCGGCGCUGGACCACCUUCGCCAAAGCUCAGCUGCUGUGCCAGGCCAGCAGCGAGCUCCCCUACAACGUGGUCCAGGACAUCACCGACCUCCCGCCACCAGAGGGCGCCCCUGCAGACGACACCUUGUUCUACGGCAUCUUUACCUCCCAAUGGUCGGUGAAUUCUGGCCAAUCGGCAGUGUGCGCCUUCCGCCUGGGGGACAUCAAGGCGACGUUCUCCAGGAACUACAAGGUGUUGAACCGGGACACCCUGCGCUGGAGCACACGGGUCCAGGAGAAGGUCGCAAAUCCAGGAGAGUGUGGUCUUCACAACGCAUCAGACAACACGCUUCGUUUUGUCAAAGACAACUUCCUCGCAGACGACAGUGUACAGCCAGUUGGGAGGAGCCUGACGAUGGUGUCACAUGACAAGAAAUACAGCCAUCUCGCUGCCCAGCGGGUCCGGGCCGCCAACCACAGGGACUACACAGUACUGUUCCUACUCACAGACUCGGGUUACCUCCACAAGGCAGUGCUGCUGGAGCAGGGGGCUCACAUCGUGGAGGAGGUCCAGGUCUUUGAGCAGCACCAGUCCACCGUCGGCAUGCAGCUCUCCGUCUCCCAGGGCGUGGUGUUCGUGGGUACGUCUGAGGGCGUGGUCCGGGUGCCGGUGGCCAACUGCUCCUUCUACCCCAGCUGUGCCCAGUGUGUGCUGGCCCGGGACCCCCUCUGCGGCUGGGACCACCUGGGCAGGGCCUGUGUGGAGGUCUCUGCUAGCCCGGCCAGCCUAGGUCAGGAUGUGGAUGAGGGAAAUGUGGAACAGGUCUGCAUUACAGCAUCUUUAUCCCCAAGGAGUCGCUUUGGACUGGACCAACUGACGACAGGUGAGACAGUGACGGUGUCCGUGUCCCUGAACGAGGUGGUGCGGCUGCAGUGUCCCGGGACGUCCCGCCACGCCCAGCGCACCUGGGAGCGCCCCGACAGCCGCAUCUCCCCCGACCUCUACUUGCACCUGGGGGACGGCAGCCUGCGCUUCGUGGUGACCCCGGCCACGCUGGGCAAGUACCUCUGCCUGUCCACGGAGAACGGCCACCGGCAGACCCUGGCCGUCUACCACGUCAGGCAGAAGACGGCGCCGCCGACCCCCACCCCCCCUGCCCGGCCCCGCACCACCCCCACCCCCGCCCCCCCCACCUGGACGGCGGCCACGCCGGGAGGACUGAAUCCGGCCUCCACCACGGGGGUGUGGUCCAAGAUCAGCGCGGAGGUGAGGCGGCACAUGGAGGGCGUGUCGGCGCCCAGCGCGGCGCCAGGGACUCUGCGGCCCACCGGCCCCGGGGCGGUGACCCUCGGCGACCGGCCACGGGACCCGGGGCUGGAGGACGGGGAGCGGCUGCCGCGGGCGCGGGCCCCCAGCUACCUGAAGGAGCUGGUGGUGGUGUCCGUGCUGCUGGCGCUGUGCCUGGGCCUGCUGCUCGCCGAGGCGCUGUUCGCCGUCCGCCAGCGCUGCCGCAAGCGCACGGCCCCCCAGGCCUCCGACGGCAGGGGGGGCCCGGGCGAGAGGGAGGCCCUCCGCGGGGAGCCCUCGCCACGCGCCAGCGGCAAACGCUGUAACGGGCACGGAGCGCGCGGCAGCCAGAGCAACGGGCAGGUGGGCAGCGCCGCGCCCAAGGGGUCCAACGGGCACCUCCCCAACACGCCCAUCUGCCCCCCCCCACCAUGUGGGGUCACUCCUGUCGGAUGACACGGUACGUGCUCCUGUGAAGGACCAAUGCUUCCUUCCCCCUUGGGGAACCGGUACUCAAACCAAGACUUGCUGCUUCUCUGACGGUACGCGACCGUGAUGUUGCUGUGUACAUAUCGUUCAAUACAGUGAAUGAUGCUAUUAUAAAAAAGAAUUUGUCCACAUUUCCAAAAGGGGAUCCACUGAAUGGACGGGGAUUUAAUAAAGGAAGAGGCAUUCCAGGGUCUUUUCUUUGACAAAGGUGGUACAAAUAUAUAUAUCAAAUCAUGUCAUUUUAUUUUUAAAUGCCAUUUUUUAAGGAAAUUCCAAUUCCUAUGAAUGUACUCUAUACAACGGACCAACCACUUUCCAGUAGCAUUUCACUAGUGAUGAACCACCACACCACUCAUCCGAUCUAUGACCACUACCAUGUUGUUAUUUAGUUGUUUUAGACGCUUCAGGUUAGACUGGGAGACGGAUUUCAGACAUCCUGGACCGCAGUCACAUCCAUUUCCCAUUGGCUGUACCGCUAUGUGUGCAUUGACCAUGUGUAGUGCUUGAGGAGAAACCAUUAAAGAACAAUGCACCCACCAGAUGUAAAUUGAGCAUGUUAACUCAUCCCCAGUCAUAAUUUUCUUAUUCAACAAAUCAAAGUGUACCGAAAAAUAAUAUUGUAUAAAAAACGUGAACAUAACUACCUUCUACAGCUCGUGUCUGAUGACGACUUGUCAAAGCUGGCAUUAACCAAUCAGCAUGGUUCUGUUCCGCCUGUGGUGGCUAGCCAGUUCGGUUACUUUUGCACAAUCCAAAUAAAUGACAUUCCACAUAAACGUUGUCCUCCUGUGUUGUUGAUCAUAUUACAGGUUGCAACAAUUUGCAUUAGCUAGGAUGCCAUUUAAAAAUAAAUAAAAAUUACUAACAUUUUAUGUCGCUCUGAAUUAGUCGU